UAGGAGUUGGAGGGGCACCUCCUAGUGACAUGGACCCUGACGCCCCAAUACGCAAUAUAUUUGCAGACCAUAUCGCCAUAGGCGAUGGUAUCGUUCAUUUUGUGAAACGUGGCGAGUCAGAUAGCAAAUGCAAUCUGCCAGAAUCAGAGUUGGCGCGAUUCGAAUCGCGUGAAAGAAUCGAGAAAGAAUCCGAUUCUCGCGAUUCGAAUCGGAUUCAAAUCGCGAUUCUUUGAAAGAAAGGAAUCAUAAAAUGCAAGAAUCCGAUUCCCUUUCGAUUCGGAAUCGCACUCUCACGAUUCCCUCCGAUUCUCUGCACAUGUUUCGACAGUGAUCAGGCAACGCAAACGCAAAAGCAGUAGAGUAAAGUAUGAAAUGGUUCCGUGUUGUGAAUUUCGAUUAUGUGGUGAAAUAAAUAUUAAGUUUUAGUUUUAAACUUUUCGUGUACCUUUUUUAAUUUUGCAACAUGAAGACCAAAGUAUUCAUCUGUCCAGCUUUCGCUGUAAGUCAUACAUAAGAAUUACAUUUCUCUUCUAAGUAUUAGUAAUAACUCAUACUCCGAGUAAGUAUCAAUCUGACAUUAUUUUCAUCAGCUAGUAGGUAUUUAAUGUUGUAGGAUUAUAAUUUUAUAGUAGAAUUCAGCUCAAAUACUCAGCUACAGAUCUUACUCGUAGAUAGAUUUACACUUACAUUUUCUCAAAGUUAUCACUUGAAACUUGACCUUUUUUCCUUUAGCAGUAGAUGUAAAGUUCAUUUGUCUGUAGUCUCCUAUCCGGUAUCAAACUUUAAGUUCAAAUUCAAGUAUCCAGGUAUUUAUUGAUAAUCAUUCUGCGUAUUGUCCUAAUAAAAAACUCUCUUACCGCUUUUCUGUUAGAAAUUUAAAUUGUUUAGAAUUUUAUUGCCUACAUUUCAAUUACAAACGCAGUGAAACGCUUAUAGGUUGCAUGCUGUAGUUUUUCAUUCCUCUGCCAAUAGUUUUUUCUCGCAGAUGCGCUAAUUUACGAAUUACUUUCUAGGUUUUGAAGAUUAUGUCGGAAAAUUCUGAUUUGGAUGAUGAUCAUCAUGAUCCAGAAUGGAACCCAAGUAGCAAUGCGUCCAGUUGUGAAGAUUCUAGUUCUCGUUCCCCUUCUUCAUCACGAUCUCGAAAGAGAAAGAAAGAUGAUGGUGAAAUAAAUGAACCAGUAGAUAAUGUAGAUGACAGUGGCAUGAACGACGCGAUGGAAACCUCAGAGGAUCUCACUAUUGAUGUUGAAAAAUUUAAAGAAAAUUACAAAAACUCGCCAAUGCUAGAUGGAAAAUUUUUCAUCUUUGAAAGUCUUACAAAAGUUUUCAAGGAUGGAGCAUUUCGAGAGAUUACGAGGGCCAAAUGUUCAACAUGUUGCGUGUCAAUUUCAGUAUCUGAUAGCAGUCGUUCAAAUUUUUUGCGCCAUAUAAAGACUCAUGGUAAAGAGUAUGAAAAACAGUAUCAAGAGUACAAAAUUCAAAAGAAAAAAGAUCAGAAAAAACGUAAUACUGAAGUACAAUCAUCAACAAGUGGAAACAUUGCGGUUGCUGCUCCUGUGUCAAAUACUGCUCAAAAAACAAUCACACAAUUCUGUACAAAAUUAUCUGCCGACUCGGACUUCUCUGGUUUAUCUCAGUAUCAGCGAAUUAAAUUACAAAAGGAUAUACAACACUUAUUCAAUACAAAAGUUGUCAGAUUUGUGAUAAAUGGAUUGCAUCCAUUAUCUGUUGUUGAAGAAAAUGGAUUUCGCGAUAUGUUUUCAGUGUUUCAGCCAUUUGUUCAAGUAUCAGUGAUGAAAAGGCAUACGUUGACCACAGAGAUUGAUAAGCUGCAACUCCAGGUCAUCGACAAACUGAAACUAAUUUUCGAAAAUGUUGACUACGUAUGUAUUACGUGCGAUAUGUGGACAAGUGGUAAAAAAAGCUUUCUAGGAAUCACUGCUCAUUGGUUGAAUGAAAAUUUUGAAAGAAACUCAGCUGUACUUGCUUGCCGACGAACUACUGGUAAACAUGAUUAUCAAAACUUGGCUGCUGGCAUUGAUGCGAUUCUUCAAAAAUUCAACUUGAAAGCUCAUCAAUCUGAGAGUAAUGGCAAAGUUGUGGGUAUCGUCACGGAUAAUGCAAGGAAUUUUGGAAAAUCGUUCAAAACCUUUGGCUGUAAAAACGUAUAUGCGCAUCUUAAUCCAUCAGAUGCUGAGAACGAAGAUGAUGUAGAAGUCAUCGAUAUCAAUCUGGACUGGGACGACAAUGAGACAGGCACAGAUACGUCUGAUGAAAGUGUACAUGUUGAGUUUGAAUCUGUGCAGGCUGAGUUAGAUGAAGCAAGGUUAAGUUUAUACAAUUUGCCACCACAUUAUACGUGCGGAAGUCAUACGUUGAACUUAUUAGCUUCAGCUGAUUACGCGAAAAUUCUGAAAAAACGUCCUUCUCUGCUCACCUUACAUCAAUCUGCAAUUGCCAAAUGUGGAGUCAUAUGGAAAGGUAGUCGAAUUCCAAGCCGUUUUGAAAAAUUAUAUGCUGUUUACGGACGUCAUAUACCUUACCCCGUGAUAACAAGGUGGAAUUCCUUGUAUGAUGCUCUCAAAUUCCUCAGUGAAAAUGAAAAGAAGCUACCAAUUCUCGAGCAAAUGGGUUUUUUCCGAGAAAAAGAUAUACUCAACGAAGCGGAGUUGCUUUACAUAAGAAGUUAUGUUAAUGUGAUGAAACCAGUAGCCAUAGCACUUGAUAAACUACAAUCAGAUGCUUUGUAUGGUACAUUUUUACCAACUUUAUUCUCGUUAAAAGUAUCGUUGGAAAACGUUGUCAAAACUUCAAGCGUGGCUACGGAGAAAUUUUUAGCUACUGAGCUUUGUACAUUCCUGACUGAUCGAUUCAAAGAGUUCUAUCAAUUAACAGACGAUAGCAUUGUACUGAGCGCCAUCCUAGCUACGAUUUCAAAUCCUGCCUUCAAAACAGGCCCAUUCAAAGAACAAAUGCACGAAAAAUUCACAGAGUUAUUUGUAAAUGCUGUCCUCGAUGUGCUGAAUCGAAAUGAGGAACAUUGUCUUCCAUCAAAAGAAUCCAUUAUAACUGAGCCUGAUGAAGAUUGCGAUGAAUUUCUGUCGUUGUGUAUGCCAAAAGCUGGAAGCUCCGAUGCCAAUUCAGAAACGGAUUCCACCUCGAAAAGAUUAUUUGCAACUAUGAGCGUAAAGACAUUUCUACAGGAUAAACGAACAUCGAUGAAAAUGCUUCAAGAUCACCCACUGAUAGUUCCCGUUUUUCGCAAAUUUAAUGUCUUACUAAGCAGCUCAGCUGCAGUUGAGCGGCUAUUUUCACUUGCUGCCCUUAUUUUAAUACCAAUUCGUAAUCGUUUAACAGACGAUCAUUUUCAAACGUUGCUAAUGCUAAAAGGUAACAAUAAGUACCUAUUAUUAUGA
Planococcus citri (citrus mealybug) is the source of this 3416-nucleotide messenger RNA. RefSeq lists its product as uncharacterized. The record is from RefSeq and is a predicted model, not a curated record. The transcript has 6 exons. NCBI's taxonomy places the organism in Eukaryota, Metazoa, Arthropoda, Insecta, Hemiptera, Pseudococcidae. The coding region runs from base 1026 to 3416 and encodes 796 amino acids.